AUGGAUGCUUCCUUAGCUGUUAAGUGCUCUCAUUCUGGACAACGUUUCAUGUUUUGUAUUAAUCAAUAUAUGAGCUAUGCUCAUUUGUUUGAAUACAUUUGUGAACGGUUCAAGUUUUCUGCAACUGAUGAUAUUGAGCUUCAUUAUUCACUUCCUGGAUGCACUAUUUUUUUUCUUCGCAAUGAUGAUGAUUUCAAGAUGCUGUUUAGCGGUGCCAAGAUUUACAAGUUGGAUUGUGUUGAUAUUAUGGUGUUGAAGAAUAGUGUAAUUUGCAGCAAAAAAGCUUCUGUUUCAUUUGAAGAUAGCUGCUCUGGUAUUGUGGAUGAAGAUGAUUACCUCACUGAGGCAUUUAGGACUGAAGUUCAAAAGGCAGAAAUUUCGUGGCGGUUCCCCGAGUUUCGAGACAAGCUCAGAAAGUAUGCUAUUGAAGUUGGGUUCAGCUUUGUAUUUAUUAGAAAUGACUGGGACAGAAUUCAUGCAGUUUGUUCUAAUUGGGGAACCGAAGGAUGUCAGUGGAAUGUCCGUGGUUAUGUUUUGCCUGCAAAUGGUUGCUUUAUUAUUGGUGAGUUGGACAAUGUCCACUCUUGCAAAGGUGUUCUUCGAAAACAAAAACAUGAGCUUUUGGGAUCGAAAAUUGUCAAGUCAUGUAUUGAAGAGGACAUUAGCUAUAACUUGUCAUUGAAGCCAAGGGAAAUUAUCAGCAAGUUCAAGUCAGCUUAUGGGUUUGAUAUAUCAUACAAGGUUGCUUGGAAAGCAAAGCAGAAGGCUAGGGAAAUGAUUUAUGGUUCUGAGGCUGAUUCGUUUAACAUGUUAACAUGGUAUAGGGAAGCUGUAUUUGAGACGAACCCGGGAUCUUCUUUUGUUUUGGAAGUUGAUUCAUCGAGUAAUCGGUUCCAGAGGCUUUUCCUAGCUUAUGCGGGCUGUGUUCGUGGCUUUGAAUUCUGUCUUCCCAUCUUGUAUGUCGAUGGGACUUUUGGGAAGAGUGUCUACAAGGGGCAGAUACUUUGUGCAACCGGAAAGAAUGGAAAUCAUGGUUUCUUUCCUCUUGCAAUGUGUGUCUGUGAUUCUGAGACUGAUGCUAAUUGGUCCUUUUUCUUCCAACACUUGAAGAACUUGCUGGAACCUCAAGGUAGAAAGAUCACUUUUAUUAGUGAUCGCGGUGUUGGACUGUUGAGUGCUUUCGACAAGAUAUUUCCUGGUAAUCCUCAUCUUUUCUGUUACAAGCACUUGGCACAUAACCUUAUGACUAAAUACAACGGCAAAGGCUCUUCUGUUUUGAAAGAUGAUGUUAAAAAGAAGUUUUUUGAGUUGGCAUAUUCAUGCACUGAAAAGGAAUAUCGUUUUCAUUUGAGAGAGUUGAGAGAAGCUGGUGGUGCUGAUAUUAUAGAUCCGUUUCUUGCUGAUCUGCCUGUUCAAAAUUGGUGCCGUGCAUUUUUCCCUGGAUGCCGUUAUGGAAUUAUGGCUAAUAGUAUAGCUGAAUCUUUUAAUGCUUGGUUUGCUGUUGAACGGGAGAUGCCAGUGUACACUAUGCUUGAUCAGACUCGGAUUAGGGUGAUGCAGAUGAUGGGUGAGAGGAGAGACGAGGCACAGCUUUGGACCUCGCAACUUACUCCUGUUAUGGAGGGUCGUUUGAAAGAAGGUAUGGAGAAAGCUUGCCGUUUCAAUGUGCAUUACUCCCAUACAAAUGUUUAUGAGGUUAGAUCAAAGUAUUCUUAUGUUGUGGACCUUGGAACUCCUUCGUGCACAUGUAAAAAAUGGGAGAUUAACUGCUUCCCUUGCUGCCACGGUCUUGCUGCAAUUCAAGCUGCGUCAUUGGAUGUUUAUGCUUUUAUGGAUAAGUAUUUUUAUGUUGAUUAUUACAAGAAGUGUUAUGAUUUUCCAAUUUAUCCAAUAUCUAAUGUUGAUAUGGCUUCUUCUGAAACUGCAAGUAAUGACUACAUACUUCCUCCAAAUGCAAAAAGGCCUCCCGGGAGACCUAGGCUCAAGAGGUUCAAGUCUAGAGGAGAGUGUGAAAAGAAGCUCAUUCGUUGCGGCCGAUGUGGCAAAAUGGGACAGCAUAACAAGAAGACCUGCACUGAACCUAUUUGAAUUUGAAUGUAAAGCUGUCAAUUGUUUUAGCAUUAAUUCUGACUGGCUGUAUUGGGGGGCAGUAACAGGCUAUUGGGGGGCAAUAGAUGAUUUUAUCCAGGGUCAGUUUAACAUUCUUUGGUGUCAAAGAUUAUUGACAUUGAUUGGUACUUCAGUUUUGUUGCUGACUGAUAAAUUGAUUCAUUUU
Messenger RNA from Rosa chinensis, 2275 nucleotides. RefSeq lists its product as uncharacterized. The record is from RefSeq and is a predicted model, not a curated record. The transcript is spliced from 3 exons. Bases 1 to 2088 code for a protein of 695 amino acids. NCBI's taxonomy places the organism in Eukaryota, Viridiplantae, Streptophyta, Magnoliopsida, Rosales, Rosaceae. Gene Ontology annotation, molecular function: zinc ion binding.